This is a messenger RNA of Plasmodium yoelii, 1539 nucleotides long. Its product is annotated as dihydroorotate dehydrogenase, putative. NCBI's taxonomy places the organism in Eukaryota, Apicomplexa, Aconoidasida, Haemosporida, Plasmodiidae. Gene Ontology annotation, cellular component: mitochondrial inner membrane; cytoplasm. Gene Ontology annotation, molecular function: dihydroorotate dehydrogenase activity. The transcript has a single exon. The coding region runs from base 1 to 1539 and encodes 512 amino acids. Gene Ontology annotation, biological process: 'de novo' pyrimidine nucleobase biosynthetic process; pyrimidine ribonucleotide biosynthetic process. The record is from RefSeq and is a predicted model, not a curated record.
AUGAUAAUGAAAAAAGGACUGGAGAGUUACAUAUCGAGAGGAAAUUCAAAGUUCGUUGAAAAUUUAUUAAAAAAAUAUGGAACAUUGAACAAUAAAAAUAGUACAAUUAAAUAUAGGAAUUAUUAUAAUAGUUUGAAUAAUGUUUCCAAGAAGAAUAGUUUAGUAUUAUAUGAUAAAUGGAGAAUAAUUGGAUAUAAUGGUAAUCGUUAUUUUUCAAACAUAAAUGUCCGAAAGUAUAGCAGUAGUAGUAAUCCUUCAAAUGGAGAAUUUUUCGAGGAUGAAAUGAAAAAAUUUGAUGAACGAAUGAAUAAAGAAAAAUCCAAACAUAAAAAAGUUUUAUUUUUUAUAUUUAGUAGUAUAGUAGGAUUAUAUAUGUAUUUUGAAUCAUAUAAUCCCGAGUUUUUUAUGUAUGAUGUAUUUUUAGAUCUUUGUUUAAAAUAUGUAGAUAGUGAAGUAUGUCAUGAUUUAUUCUUGUUAUUAGGGAAAUAUGGAUUAUUACCAUAUGAUACAAGUAAUGAUAGUGUAUAUGCAACAUCUGAUAUAAAAAAUUUAAAUUUUAUAAAUCCUUUUGGAGUUGCAGCUGGUUUUGAUAAAAAUGGUAUAUGUAUAGAUAGUAUAUUAAAAUUAGGGUUUUCAUUUAUAGAAAUUGGUACAAUAACACCGAAACCACAAAAAGGGAAUGAUAAACCUCGAAUUUUUAGAGAUGUAGAAAAUAAAAGUAUAAUAAAUGCAUGUGGAUUUAAUAAUAUAGGAUGUGAUAAAGUUACUGAAAAUUUAAUUAGCUUUCGAAAAAAACAAGAAGAAGAUAAACUAUUAAGUAAGCACAUUGUUGGUGUAAGUAUUGGAAAAAAUAAAUAUACAGAAAAUAUUGUGGAUGAUUUAAAAUAUUCUAUUUAUAAAAUUGCUAGAUAUGCAGAUUAUAUUGCAAUUAAUGUAAGUUCUCCUAAUACACCAGGAUUAAGAGAUAAUCAAGAAUCAAACAAGUUAAAAAAUAUUAUUUUAUUUGUGAAGCAGGAAAUAAAUAAGAUAGAGGAAAGUGGUCAUAAUGGUGAAAAUUUUUGGAUGAACACAACAAAAAAGAAGCCUUUAGUUUUCGUUAAAUUGGCUCCAGAUCUAGAAAAUAGCGAAAAGAAAAAAAUCGCUCAAGUUUUAUUAGAUACAGGAAUAGAUGGUAUGAUUAUUUCUAAUACUACAAUAAACAAAAUGGAUAUAAAAAGUUUCGAAGAUAAAAAAGGAGGAGUCAGUGGAAAAAAGUUGAAAGACUUAUCAACAAAUUUAAUAUCAGAUAUGUAUAUAUACACAAAUAAACAAAUUCCAAUUAUAGCAUCUGGUGGUAUACUUACAGGGGCAGAUGCGCUGGAAAAAAUUGAAGCUGGUGCAUCAGUUUGCCAACUAUAUUCUUGUUUAGUUUUUAACGGAGUAAAAUCCGCUAUUCAAAUUAAAAGAGAAUUUAAUAAUGCGUUAUAUCAAAAAGGUUAUUACAAUUUGAGAGAAGCUAUUGGAAAAAAACACAAUAAUGCAAAAUCUUUGAAAGUGUAA